UGAACCUUGUCAUCCAUUACACUGCUUAUGCUGAUAAUAAUAUCGAUGGAGAAUACUACUUACCUCUCCAGAUAUAUUUAACAGUUGAAAUUGUAAACGAACCUGUUUUUGGAAAACUAUUUAUGGUUUGUUUAACAUUCAUAUACGAGGAAAGGUGAUUUCUGUGGACUAAAAGGAUGUUGUUAAUACGUUAUAAAAAAGAACAAAAUUUUAGGUACAUUGUUUUCUUCACAAAGUAUUCGCCAUGACAGAAAACGAUAACCAAUCUGUUCACGCAAAACGUACCGCUAAACCCACCAGGAGUUGGCGCAAUUAUUUAAGUGGGCCAAUCCUGUUUCUACAUAUGUUUGCCUUUGUAAUGUCCUUAACCACAUCGGGUCUGUACGUUCCUUUUUAUAUUUCAGCAACCCUGUUUCCGCAUAGAAAAGUGUCCGUGUCCACGGGAUCUAUAUGUGUAGUGAACGCAUCUGUAGCGUCACCCGAGACUCAGACCAUUCAGAAAAAGGCAACUGAGUUCAACAUCUACGUAUCUUUAGUUUCCGGUAUUCCUGCCGUCAUUGCCUCUGUUUUUCUUGGAGCAUUUAGUGAUCGUUUUGGACGUUUAUUUCUUUUUUUAGCCCCCUCUAUUGGUCAAAUAAUCAGUAAACUAAUAUUGCUAUUCAUUGUUUACUACCGCAUUGAUAUCAAUUUUAUUCUGAUUGGCAGUGCCAUCGAAGGUUCCACAGGAGGAUUCCUGGCCCUUUUAAUGGCUGCAUUUUCGUAUAUAGCAGACAUUACAGAAAAUAAUAAACAACGUUCUGUAGCUAUUGCCUUUCUUGAGAUUGCAGUUGGUCUAGGAUUAGUCCUUGGGAGAUUCUGUACGGGAUAUUUCAUAAAAGCUACAAACUUUGUCUGGCCACAAGUGGCGGCAUGUUGCAUAUAUACAGUUGUCAUCAUGAUAAUAGUCUUUGUUUUACCAGAAACACGGAAACCAAAAACACCCACAGAAACAGUGUCGAAGAAGAUGUCUUGCUUAAGACACGUGGAAAAAAUAUUUUCCUUUUACGUCUCAAAAAGUGAAGAACGCUGGAAAUAUAAUAUUUGCAUUCUUAUAUUCUUUGCAACUGGAAUAACUGCUGUUGGGAGGAGCGGAGUAGAUAUACUUUACCAGAUAAGUCAGCCAUUUUGUUGGGACUCUGUGAAAGUAGGAUGGCUGGGGGCUGUAAUUGGCCUCUUUCAGAACGUUAUCUGUAUGGGAAUGAUCAAAGUCUUUCAUCUUUGCCUUAACGAUGAAGGUGUUUCCAUCCUUGGUUCUAUAUCAGGAAUAUCAGGCUUUAUGAUUACAGCAUUUGCAUCGACAGACGUUAUGUUAUAUAUAGCUGCCGUUGUUGGUGGAGGCGCAGUACUGACACUGCCUAUGAUCAGGGCCAUUAUGUCACGAAUGACGUCACCAGACAAACAAGGUGCUCUUUUUGGUGGUAUAGCAGCUAUAGAGACGGCAUGCUAUAUCGUGGGUAGUCUUAUAUUCAACCCAAUCUAUUCCCACACCGUCUCCAUUUUCAGGGGAUAUGUCUACGUCGUGAUGGCUGGAAUGGUUUUUAUUUCGUUGAUACUACUCCUAGUGCUGGUCUUGAAUCCACGACGGGUUUCAUCUAAGUACAAAAUUAACGAUCAUACUGUGAUGAAAGAUCAACAGAUCAAAGUUAAUAAUUAAAGGAAAGCAAAACUAGACGGCUGUUUGUUGAGCAUUACAUGUAUAACACAAUUAAAGCAAUUUUUA
Messenger RNA from Magallana angulata, 1759 nucleotides. Its product is annotated as proton-coupled folate transporter-like. Gene Ontology annotation, biological process: transmembrane transport. The record is from RefSeq and is a predicted model, not a curated record. Lineage: Eukaryota; Metazoa; Mollusca; Bivalvia; Ostreida; Ostreidae. Gene Ontology annotation, cellular component: membrane. Gene Ontology annotation, molecular function: transmembrane transporter activity. The coding region runs from base 245 to 1693 and encodes 482 amino acids. The transcript is spliced from 4 exons.